Diaporthe batatas is the source of this 1068-nucleotide messenger RNA. RefSeq lists its product as uncharacterized. The transcript is spliced from 3 exons. The record is from RefSeq and is a predicted model, not a curated record. Bases 1 to 1068 code for a protein of 355 amino acids. Gene Ontology annotation, biological process: lipid metabolic process. Lineage: Eukaryota; Fungi; Ascomycota; Sordariomycetes; Diaporthales; Diaporthaceae.
AUGCACAGAUCAGAUCGAUACAUCUGCACUCUGGUCGGGGCAUUGUGCCUCGCCGGUGCAUCAGUCUACUACACCACGCGGCGCAAGCCCCAUGACCAUGGCCGUGAUGAUGCACACGCACGCUUCGUCGUCCACGUUGCCACAAGCGCAAUUCUUUACGCAACCUCGCUCGUCUCGCUGUCCCUCACGGCUGCAGAGCACGCAAGACUCCAGGCGAAGCUGGCAGGAGCGAGGCGGAGGAACCAAAAGGGACUGAGGCCGUUCCAGUUCUGGCCGCUCGAGCUCGCCAUCUGGUCGACCCGGGUGACCGGGCUGCUGGCGGCCCUAUUCACCUUCGCCGUGCCCCUGGUGUGCCCCUCCGAGGUCCCAACCGUGGAUGUUGCCCUCCGUAUCCCGACCUUCUUCUACAGCGCCAGGCUGCUCGACCUCGCCGUGGCCCGCGCGCGCAAGCCGCCCAUUCCUCGAGGCGCCGAGGCCGAGCCGUGCUACGGCCUCGCCAAGGUCAUGGCCGGCCUGCUGGGCCUCCAGCUCGGCCUCGAAGGCCUGCACGCCCUCCUUCACCACCGCUGCCCGAACCGGCUCUUCGACAGGCCCUUCUCCUCUGCUGGUUUCGUCGAGUUCUGGACCUGUCGCUGGCACCAAGGGGCCCAGUCGUUCCUGUACCACCUCGGCUACGUGCCCGCGAGGAGCGUGGCGUCGAGGUUGUUUGGCCCCGGCGCGGGCAGGGCCGCAGGCGUGCUUGGGGCUUUUGGUCUGAGUGGUCUCUGGCAUGCAUGGUCUGGUUGGGCCCUGACCCGGGCUGAAUACGCCUGGCAGGUGAGUGGUGCCAGCAGGCCGGGCCCGACGCCGGGCCGAAGGACUUCAGGACGUUCGGCCGGGCUGGCCGGCCAGUUCCAGGCUGUCACAGUACCAGAUCUCGGGAGGGCCGUUGCGCCAAGACAGCUGCCAGCGUUGCAUGAACCGUCCUGCACUGGCCAAAGUUUAUCUCGAAAGGCUGCUGUGUUACUCCGUCUCCCUGCAGUACAGUACCCCUGUGAAAUCGUCUGUCGAUCGUCUAAUAAUAAGUAG